Molecule: messenger RNA, 1293 nt
Organism: Prosopis cineraria
Lineage: Eukaryota; Viridiplantae; Streptophyta; Magnoliopsida; Fabales; Fabaceae
Exons: 4
Coding region: 142-1074 (310 amino acids)
Source: RefSeq, a predicted model, not a curated record
CCAACAGGUAUUGCAUUCGAGAGCCGCGACCCACCCCUCACGCUACGCUUCCAAGAUAAAAACCAGAUCAUAUAUUCUCUACACUUCUUCAAUCCCGCUGGGCCCGAGAUUCUUGGACGUUAACAGAGUCAAAGACUGAUCAUGGGAGGCGGAGGAGUUUUGAGGACCGCGGCGAAGGUGGCCGGCGUCGGCGUGGCUUCCGCCGGCCGAAGGGGUGUGCCCGUUGCACAGCCUGCGGAGCAGUCGAUUCGGAAAGCCUCGAGACCCGUGUCGGCCGUCUUGUCUUCGGAGGGAGCGAAAUCUGGUGAGGUUGCGCCGCUGCACACGGCGGCGUCCUGGGACUCGGACGAAUGGGAUUUCGCCCAUGAUGAUGGGCUUGUCAUGGAGGCCGGCGAGCCUACGCCCAGGGUGGUGUUUGGCGAGGUCCCCAGCUUUCAGGAGGCCAAGGCUGCUACCUCGGAAUUGAAAAACGCCAUUGAUGAGGUAUACCUGUCUUCUAAUACUUCUGUGUGCGAGGGUUCUACUGGUAGUGAAGUGUCUGUUCAGUCCCCUCUUCUUUGUGGGACGGAGAUCAAAUCUUGCGUGAUGGAGGCUAUUUCAACCCCCUCAGCGCCGAAGCAUGCCCUUGACGCCUUCAAAUUUCUGAGCACAAAUUCUGAGGCCCAGACCAUUGUAGCGUCCGUUGCUUCUGAUCCGAACGUGUGGAAUGCAAUCAUGAAAAAUCCUUCGCUGAAGGACUUCCUCCAAUCUCAACAAACAGCUGCAGGGGUUGAAUCAGAGGAAACUCCUGAAAGUUUGGUGAAGUUACACCACUCCGACCGAAAGGGCAAUCAAGGAAAUGGGUUUGUGGAUUUCAUGGAGCUAAUGCAGAAUUUUAAGUUGACAGUGACAGAAAUGGUCAGCAAUGUGUCGAAAUACCUUAACAACGUAUUUGGGUUAUCAGAAGCAGAGAAAACGUCGUCUGAUGCUAAUGGAAACACCAGAGCAAACUACAUGGAUUCUUUUGCUAUGGGAGGUACUCUUAUGGGGUUGGCAGUACUGGUGAUUAUGGUGGUUCUGCUCAAGCGGGCUUAAACUCUUGGAACUAUCCUUAAUUAGCUGAGCCUUCUAAUAAACUGACACACUCUAAUAGUAGACUAAUGAAUGUGCAGCCUGUGUAUCCUUAUCGUUUAAGUUUUGAUGAUAUCAAGUUCUCCAACAAGCUCAUGUGGAUAUUAUUCCCGUCGGUUUAGACUUGGUUAUAGUUAUGUAAGAUGUUGCAGUUAAAUACAAAAAAAAUUCAAGUGUCAGAAA